UCUUCUGAGGAUGGUUCCAGCCUUGAGUCUGGAGAUGCUUUUUUCAGUUAGUGACUUUUUUCGGAGGCGGAUUAAAUCAAAGCAUCAUCUGAUGCUGAGUGGUGCUGGGAUGAGGACACAGACUGGGAUCCCUCCUCUGAGCGCCCACCAUCUCAACCUGCCAGGCAGCAGCAGCAGCAGCGGGAGGAGGAGGAGGAGGAGGGUGCAGCGUGUUUAUCUUUCGCUCCUCCAGUGGUCCGCAUGACCCACUUCGGUACCACACACACACACAGGCGAACCCAUUCAUUCACAUCCACGCGGGGGGCUUAGUAAACCUUCAAUCUCUGCGGCGCGCGUGGACGAAUCUCCAAAAUAUCUCGCCAGUUCCGCGUCUUGCGCGCUGUCAAUCCCGUCUAGGUGUUUCGUCUGUCUGUCCAGCGGGACUCGGGGGAUGAGUUAGGGGGGGAAGAGGGGGGAGGUUUGGUCUCAGAUGUUGUUCCUGUGCUGGUUCUCCCAGUCAGCUCCCUCAUUGUUCACCGUCUCCACCCUCUGGCUACCUAAUACGCGCACGUGUCCCAGGUCCUAGCGCCUGCAUGCUCUCAUACAAAUACGGUAACCACACAACCUCCGUGAUUUUUUUUCCCAAACUUUUGAUUCAUGCUUUGAAGGAACAAGCUGCUCCACUCUUGCAUAAUUCAACAGCUUAUGGCCUCGAGUCCUUCACGCGCUGACUUUGCCAACUGUCCUUAUUAGGUAACAGCGAGGCAGGACUUUCAAUUAAUUCCGGGCCCUGGCAGAACCCCUUUUACUGUACAUGUUUAACCACAGGACUCGUGCCAGUCUUAAGUGCCAACAAGAGCAGAUUGGACUGAGAAAACAGCGUGGACAUAACAGGGGGACCUUGAAUGCAUCAUCACUGAAGUCCCUUGAUCAUCCGAUGAGAUAAUCAGAGCAUGAGUGAAGGUGAAAUGACUGGAAGCUAAUAAAUAAAGAUGAAGUCAGUGUUUUGUUGUUUUUUGUUGCCUCCAACCAGCUUGAUCUGCUUCAUUUUCAUUGUAUAAGUCUUUUUUUUUCUUCUUUUAAAUGUUCCUGUUUGCAAAGCGCUUAAAAUUGAGUUUAGGAAUCCAUACUCUUCCUUUUAGCCACUCAUACUAGGAAUUAAAAUCAAAUACCUUUCACUCUUGGCACUUUAUUGUGGAUCAUUUCUGACUAACAAUGAGAGAUUCUCAAUAUUGACAUCUUAGAAAGUCAUCUCUCAAGACCAGGAGCAGGACUGAAACAUCCGGGCCAAUCCAGACCUUUCUGCACUGAGGCGGCACAACUGGAGCACAUAUUUAUGCUUGCAAAGAGGGAACUAGACAUGCUGAGGACUUCUCAGGGCUACAGCCUAUUUAAAGCCGUGGAGAGCAACUUUUGGUCUGUGUUGGUUUUGGUGCCCCCAGAGGACAAAGUCAUACCUCUUAUAUCCUGCCUUGUAUGUGUAAAAGUAGAAUUUUCAGACCAAUACCUUACCCUGUUGUCCUUUAACAGUGAAAUGUACCACUCACUGCAAAUAUUUGCCUCUGAAAAAGACAAAUUAAAGCUGUUAAUGUAGCCUGCUAUCAGUCAUCUAGUCUGACACUUUCUCCCUCACAGCCAUUUCAGGUAUCAAAAAUAACAACUGAUAACAAUUUUUGUUAUGUUGCUGAUGGUCUCAUUAGCUUUUGAAUGUUAUAAAGAAGCAUCCGUAUCACAGUCAACCAGUUCAAAACUCCUCACAGUGCUUUUAAUGAACUGAGGUGAAGUAGAAGUAGAAGAAAUUAGAUUUUAUUCAUAAUUGAUGAUUUUCAUUUUUGCCUCAGAACAAACUGACCUGGUAAGUUUGGAUGUUAAAUUGCUGCUUCUUCUUCAUCUCUAUGAGGCUUCCAAUGUCUCAGAGUCGAGCCAAACAAGCAGCUGAAACUUUCCUCUAGUUUGCCACGAGAACAGAGUUGUCGUUAAUCAUAGUGAAGGUCAAGCACUGCAGGCCGACAGCAGAGGGCACUGAGGGUCAAACACACCAGGGGGACACACGCACCUCUGAGCUGUGAACAAAUAGAGCUUGGCUGCACCUUCCCUCUACUCCUCCUCCUCCUCACUCUGUGUUCAGACACCAGAUUCACGUCCUAGUUUUUACUUUUUAUGUGUCACCUAAAGUUUUCUGAAUCUUGUUGCAUGGGGGAGGUGGCCUUGUUUUCACAAUGUUCUCAGAUUUAUCUUCAUGCUGGGUUCACUUUGUUACUUUGUGGCCUGGAUGUGUUACAAACUGCAGUGAGGGGUUUUGACACAUGGCAGCUGAGGGCUUGUCUCUUGUUUUUUUUCUAUAUGAAGACAGAAUUUGUUGAUUAAUCUUUCAUUUGAUUCACAGUUUAAAGGUUGGGUAGGAAUAAAAUCAAUGACAGAAGGUCAAUUUUAAAAAAAGAAAACAUCCUUCAAGAGUGUAACUGGGGGAAAGAAAUUUUGCCCUUCUGUUUUUGGAAAUGAAAUGAAAUCCUCAUUCCAAAUGACAGCCAUAAAAGCCUGCUUUAGCAAUCAUACACUGUGGCAUAAUGUAUGAAUAUGUUAAAGAAAAGUAAAGGAGAUAUGGGAACAGUGAGUCCUGGCAAAUGCACACAUAAAUCUCAGCUAUGCUCUGUCUAUAGGUGAAAUUGAUUACGUAACCCACAUGUAGCAGUAUUUUCUCUGAAUACUUUGAAUUAAAUACAUUUGUCUUGAACAGCCGGUACUUCAGAGAAUGUGUGCAGAAAGAUUGCCAUAAAAAUAAAAGUUAAUUGAAGUGAGAGAUAUGCUGCCACUGUUAAGGAGAGUAUCACACCCUCACACCUGCAUUCAUUGGUCAGACUCUCACACUACGGUGUCUCAUUUAGUUCUGUAUAAAACACAUUACACACAGUAAUUUUCUGUUUAGUCUCAGCUCAAUAUUAAACAAUUUAUCUCUCCACAUUUUUCUUUUUCAUAAAAAAGGUAUAAAUACUUAGAUACUACUGUAGAUACCCCAUAUAAAGCAUGCAUAACUUCUUUAUUGUAACUUUGAUUUCAUUUUCCUUUCUUUGCAUCUUCAUUUUAUUGAUCAUCUCACUUAGAUUCUUCUUAUCAAGCCAAAAGUAAUAAAUGCAGAUACAGGUUAGGUUUAGCUAUUUUUUCGUUGUGUAGUUUGUAUUUUUUCCAUUCAAAGUUGUAUUGUUGUUAUGUUUUCACCUUAAAAGGAGGAAAAAAAUCCUCUCUGUUUCCCUGAAUAAUUAGAUAUUUAUCUCAAAAUUUUGAGGAAAUUUUAUAAAUAUAAAAAUGUUGCUCAGUUUUAAGACUUUGCAAGAUAAUUUCCACAUAAAUUCAGAAAAAGAGAGCCAGAAAAAAAUAUCUUGUAAUUCCAAAAUAUUUGUCUGAUAAAUUAAGAAAAAUUAUAAUUUUUUAAUAUGAUUAAAUCAAAUUCCAUUACAUAUGUUUCAAAAGUCAAUUCGCUCAUCAAAUGUGAUUGGACUGAUGUUUAAAAAACUCUUAAAGUAAACGACCAUGUUACUUAAUUUUCUUUUAUCAGUGUCCACCCACAAUAUCCUAUCAAAAAAAAGUACAAAAAACGUCUGCAUUAGAGACCACUUAGCUAAUACCAGAGACUGUACUAUAUAUAUACGAUCUAUAUACUGUCUAUGGCUCAUACUUAAAAUCAAAACUUCAUUUCCCAUAAUGCCAUUGAACUUUGGUAACAGGCAAUGACGCCAUCAACACGCGCACAUAACCUUGUGUUGCAGUAAUGCUGUCAAGCCAGCUGUGAGAAACUGUGUUUAAAGGUUUAAUUCUCCACUGUGUCGCCGUCAGUAUUUAGGAGUAAUGAGCAAAUAUAUUUUACCAGUCUCUGUUUUCGGGACAGUGUUUGGAUGCGCUGUUUUACUGAAGUGAGUAACUAUGAUGUGUGUCUGUGACAUGAUGUAACUGUCAUAUUGUUCAGUCACAGAGAUUGAGUCAGUUGCUGAUUUCAAUAGGCUGUUGAAUUCAGACAUUAGUGCUGAACAUAGUAAUGAUUAUUAAUUAUCUUGUUUAAAAAUAUUAUAGCCACAUUUCUGCUUCUGCUAUAUAAAACCAUUAAGUUUCCUGAAAAGUUUUAUUGUGUUUUGUAGUCGUUGUUUAUACUCCACAAACGUAGUCGUGUUGGGCUCAGUAACCAUAUUGUCAACAUAUCUAAGUGAUAUCCUGUUCUCUCAUGCACAGCUAAGACAUUUGGUGUAAAGGGAUUUUUUGUUUAUUUUCCAUUUGUCAUGGUGGUUUUUUAAUUGAAAUAGAAAGUCCUGGGUUUAUCAGCAGAUUACCACUCUCAUCAAGGAAUCUUAUAUCUCCAUCAGCUUAGGGUGUGGUAACUUGAUAAAUCUUGAAUUUUAUGAAAACAUGCGCACAUUUGAAUACAGAUCUUAAAGAGUAAAUGUCUGAAAACCACUUUUGACACUAUUGGUCAGGCAAUGCAAUAUAACACAACCAGAGACCCUACAUGACUGUUAUUCACCCAACCAGGCACUAAAAUUUGCAUUGUGUAGUUUCAAGACUCGAUUAUUUUGUUCAGAGUUCCUCACAACCUCCUCAAGCAUUAAGCUUGUUCAACAAUGAUUACCAGCAGGGAAAUUUCAGGCAUAUGUUUAUACUUUGAUUUGCUGUUAAAAAAAAAAAAAUGCAACUAACCUACUGAGCCUGGAGCUAUUUGAGCCUGGAGCUGCAAGUGUGCGCUUCAUUUAGGUUGAAAUGUACUUUUUAGGAGCUACAUCUUUGUGCCUUUAGCUCUCUAGCAUCCUGCUAAAUUCCUUGUGAAUAAACACUGGCAGAAUAAUUGUUAUUUUGAGGUUUGAGAGCUCAAGGGUUGAAGGUUGGUUGGACAAGGUAGACACAAAAUAAAAAGUUAGGUUAAGCCUAGAUAGAGAGAGAUUCCUUUAAUGCUUACAAGUAAGGUGUCUUAAUUGAAACACUUAAAUUAGGAUCUUAACUUUGCUUUUUAUUCUCUGAUAGGAACCAUGUGACUGGAGGCCGCUGUCCUAGUAAGGCUAAGAUAACUGGGAAGACUGUAGUUAUAACAGGAGCGAACGCAGGCAUUGGGAAGGCAACUGCCCGAGAGCUGGCACAGAGAGGUGUGAAGAACACAUGAAGUCACUCUUAUCUGGUGAUACAGACUCACUCGAUAUAGACAUCUCUAGCAGUUUGAUGCUCUUUAAAGCCAAUCCCUUUUCUCAUUUCCACAUCAUCAGGGGGUCGGAUUAUUAUGGGAUGUCGGGACAUGGAGAAGUGUGAGGCAGCUGCGAAGGAGAUACGAGGGAAGACGCUGAACCCUCAUGUUUACGCUUGUCGACUUGAUCUGGCAUCCAUGAAGUCCAUCAGAGAGUUUGCAGAGAAAAUAAAAGAACGUGAGGCAACAAACACAUGGAACUAUCACUAUAUCCAAAGAUAUAAACAACACCCAGUGCUGGAUUUUUAAAUAAUAAUUUUAUUGUCUUGCAGAGGAGCAGCGAGUGGAUGUCCUGAUAAACAAUGCAGGGGUCAUGAGAUGUCCAGCGUGGAAGACAGAAGAUGGCUUUGACAUGCAGUUUGGUGUGAAUCACUUAGGUAUGUCCUUAAUUUAAGUUAGAAAAAGAAACUCUUCAGAAGUCUGUCUGCAGACGCUGUAAGGAAAAGUAUUUUAAUUCUCUUUACAAGGGAAUAAAUUCUCCUAACUUCCAUCACUACCUGUUUUUUUUUUUUUUUUUUUUUUUACUCCAGGCCACUUCUUGUUGACAAAUCUCCUGCUGGAUAAGUUGAAAGAGUCCGCCCCCAGCAGAGUGAUCAACCUGGCCUCGCUCGCCCACAUCGUUGGAGAGAUUGACUUUAAGGACUUGAACUGGGAGAAGAAGAAGUUUGAUACUAAGCGGGCGUACUGUCAGAGCAAGCUUGCCAACGUUCUGUUCACUAGAGAGCUCGCCAAGCGAUUACAAGGCAAGUCUUCUGGCUGCUGAAUAUGUGGGCAUGUGUGGGAGGGAGCACGCCCUAUGUUCUUGUUUGUAAUUGGUCAUUGGGUAUGUAUUUUUAAAGGUGUGUGUGUGUAUGUGUGUGUGUAAAACAGGCACAGGAGUUACAGUGAAUGCUAUACACCCAGGCGUUGUUGCCACGGAGCUUGGGAGGCACACAGGUCUGCACCAAUCACAGUUCUCAAGCUCUGUGCUCAGUGAGUAACCUGCUUCCUUAUUUGACUCUCAAAUCAAUGAAUGAUUAUCCAAUGCAUGCGCUAAUAUUAGUGGAUGCUAAUAUUAAAUAUUCCAUUCUUAACUUUUUUUUCUGAACACACAAGCCUAAACUGCAGCUGACCGACGCUCCUGUAACUGAAUAUAAACUCUAUAAUUUUACUACUACAACUUCCUCACUCCAGUGUUUGACUGAAGUUAGUCCUCCUGGUGUUUAUGGUAACUAUUUUAAACCUCAACCAAAAUAAGAUUGUAAAGGUACUUUCGUAUCAAACACUUCGGAGAUAGUGUGUAAGUAUCUUCAGUGUUUUUAGGAAAAGGAACUCAGAAGGCACCCCCACAUGCUUGACCUUACUGGAUUGACAUGUUGUUAUGUAUAAUAAUGUUAUAAAAAUACACAACUGAUUUCUUCAUUUUGACAAAUUUAGGAGUAAAUUCACACUAGAACAGCCAUUUUUUUCACCCUGUGACCUAAAGUAGUUCCUUCACUAUGGUUGUUCUGUUCUUCUCCUUGCCCUGCAGUGUCCAUUUAACCUUUUUAAUUUGACCGCAAGUGUAGAAGAGAGGACAAUAAUGAGGAAUAAAGAAGUUACCUGCUCCUAAAUGCCAUAUGUGAAAAGAAGAGAGGGAGGGAGGUGGUGUUUAAGCAGAAAGGACAGAAAGCAAAGCAGAGCGUGAAAAACAGAUGGAUCAGCUUUGUAUCAGCUCUUCUCCUCUUAUAGUCAUAAAACACUUACAUCUGUAUCAUAAUAAACGUAAACUACAUCAGAUAUAAGCUACAUCUCCACAUGCUGUGAAUAACAUUAGCAGUAAAUGUGACUCCCAAAUAGAGGUUUCAUACUGUAGAUCUGUGUGUGAUCAGUGCAGACACAUUUGAAGAGCCAUGAUCUGUCCAUAUGAGGACAGCCCAGUACAGAAUACCAUCAUUUUAGCUCCACACUUGCCUCUUUACCUCUCAGAUUGUUCAUUUUUGGUCCACAUUGAGAGCAACCUAUUCAUUCUUGUCCACUUCACUUUCUCCCAUUGCACCUCCAUUAAAAUUAAAAAGGCUAAAUGGACCUCUCUCAGGCAAGGGAGGUACAGCAGAGAGGAACAGAGCAAUCAUAGCAAAGCAACUACUUGAUGUUUGAGGUCAAAUGAAAAUGCCAGCCUAUGAGUGAAUUUCAUCCUUAAAAUGUCUCAAAAUUAAAACAUUAUUGUGUGUUAUUCUGCAACAUACAUAUACAGGAUAACAAUGUUAAUCUAAUUAGGUAGCAUGUAUUAUUAUUAUUUAAAAGCUCCUGUGGGAUUUUUGCCUUUACUUUUUGGAGGACAGGACAAUGAAUAGAGAAGGAAUCAGGGGGAGAGUGACAUGCAGGAAAGGAGGCUUGAAUCCAGACUGUGUGUGUGAGGUUCAUAACCCCUGCACAUACAGCUUGUGUAGACGCCUGGGCCAGCUGCACCUCACAAAGCACAAAAAAUCUCAUCCUGCUGUCUUUUCACAGUAAUGUAUAUUAUCCUCUGUGAAUGUUUGCUGUGGAAAAGCAAAAGAAGUCUGUUUCUUCAGGCUCAUGUAAAUUAUCUCUUCUUGCUUGUGGCUGCAAGCUUUGAAAAAAUACAAUUUUAAUGUUGCCAGUCUUAAUUUUAAAGAUUUAACAGUGGGUUUGUUGGCCUAAAUUGACAGAGGACAGAGCAGGAAACAAGAGAGAGCAAGGAGUGACAUCCACAGGGAAUCGAAUCCCCGGCCUCCUGUGUAUAUGGGGCAAGCCUAUACUACUCAGCCAGCUGUGCUCAAACUCCGUCAGUCUUGUUGUACAUGGUUUUGUUUGCUUUUGAAAGCUGUAAUGAGGCAUCACUGUUUUUAUUUCAGUCUGUUUUAUAACUCGUCAAGAAAUCCUCUCAGGGCCUUUGAAGUAUCAAAAGUAAAGGUAUUCAUUGAAAGCAUUUUUAUUCAUGAUGUAUAAUGAGUGGGCAAAAGUUUUCUGUUGAAUGUGGGUGAGUAGGCAGCAAGCUCUUCGUUUCUGUUUGGGUUUGCAGCAGUUCAAACCUCUCCAUCCACCGAACUCAGCCAAAGGCUUCACUUGGACUGCAGUUUUCCCUCUCCUGCACUUUAUACACCACCCUGAUUGCUGAUUGAGCUCGUCUGUGCCACAUCACCUGUACCGAUCACCUGCUGCAGAGAGGAAGAAAGCAGCAUCUGAAAUAGGGAGCGAGGAUGAUAAAUCACCAUGGCGCAUGAAAGUGAUUAAUUUUAACUAUUUCAUGUACUAUUUUGUAGUUUCCUUCAGAAAAUAUGGUGUAUUCUUGUGGAGUAAAGAGGCCAUAAACCUAAAUUAAGAGCACCUCAAAAGACAUAGUUAAUGUCUGGAAUAUUUUACAACAUAUGAUAUCUCAACUGAUAAGAGUUAAUAAAAGAAUCUAGAGAAUUCUGCAACGAACUUCCACCUGCACAAGUCACAACUCCCUGGAAAAACAACAACAACAACAAAAAAAAAAAACAUUUAUGGCUCAUGCAGUCAUUAAAAUACUUAAAAAUGAUCAAUUUUAAAAAUAGCCAUGUAUUUUUUUCUUUUAAAUAAAGCCAGAGAGUUUUGGGAAAGUAUAGAAAUUUGCCUUACAAUUACCUGUACAGUAGAGGAAGAUAUAUGGUCAUUCUCUAAAAAUUUUACUGGUUUAUCAGUGUUACUGAAAUACCAAUUUUGCUUCAAAUCGCACUUCUUCUCAUCAAUUUAUACUGCAGAUUUUUAAUUCUUAUUUUUCUGGUCAACACAGAUAUUUUAGAAAAUGUUUUGUCAUGAAAAAUUGCCACAAAGUUGUGGAGAAGUGAUGACAUUCAUUGGUAAAGUUUGUAUGAGCUCUGAGUUACAUUUGUUAUUGUAACUCUUCAAUCAAAUUACAGUUUACAUCAGGCCUUUAAAAUGUGAAAAUAAAGUUUCACACUGCAAUCAAUGAAGUCACUGAAACAGGUUUUUCAUUCCAGAUUUAGAUUUUUGUUCGAAGGUGAGUAAUGAAAUCCUGUCAUCUGAAUACGAUCUUAGAAAUCUGCAACAUCUGAAUAUGAAAAAAUACAAUCAAUCUCCUGCCAUUGUUAAUAUUUCCUUUCAUCAUGAACAAAACGAAACAGCAUGGAUCCUGGAUAUCUUGAAUUGCUUUUAACUCUAGCCAAUCAAAACAGCUGUCAUACCUAAUACUUAUAAAUCUGUUCACUUCACCCCCUCUAGGCCCCUUCUUCUCCAUGUUGGUAAAGAGCCCAGAGCUGGGGGCUCAGCCCAGCAUCUACCUGGCUGUGUCUGAGGAGAUGGAGGGAGUGACUGGACAGUACUAUGAUGUGAUGACAGAAAAGGAACCGGCUCCACAGGCUCUGGAUGAGGAUGUAGCCCGGAGGCUGUGGGAGGUCAGCAGCAGGCUGGUGGGUCUGGAAGAGGAAGGGGGACAGUCUGACAAGUCAAAGCCCCCUGCAGAGGUCCAGAACAAAACAGCACAGACUGACCCAGCACAGAUACAGAGACAGAGCGCAGGAGCAGCUGUCAGUGCUGUGGGGCUUUAA
This is a messenger RNA of Xyrichtys novacula (pearly razorfish), 9711 nucleotides long. The record is from the annotation of a GenBank genome assembly. Lineage: Eukaryota; Metazoa; Chordata; Actinopteri; Labriformes; Labridae.